AUGGAAACAUGUGGAUCAGAUGCAGAUGGCAUACAAGAUGGAAGGGCAGUGUCUCUUGGGAUGUUUGAAUUGAUUUCCGAUGAGCAAGAUUCAGUGUUGACAGAAGCUGGGUUGUUAGCCAGGGUUGAAGGCUGUGGUAAAAAUGUCUUCACUAAGGUUUAUGCAGAACAAAAAAGACUUGUCUUGACUGGAUUCUGGUAUUUGCUUGACGGACUCGUUUCUUGUGGAAGUAUCAUUGGUGACUGGUGA
Molecule: messenger RNA, 249 nt
Organism: Ilex paraguariensis (yerba mate)
Lineage: Eukaryota; Viridiplantae; Streptophyta; Magnoliopsida; Aquifoliales; Aquifoliaceae
Source: the annotation of a GenBank genome assembly